CAUUAUUUGAAUAAUAUAAAAUUUAUAUAGUCAUAUUUUUUUAAAUAAUCCAAAGUCCUUGGAAAUGUCAUUCCGUGAAGAAAAUCCAGAUUUAACAAACCUAGAUCUGAGUACUGUUUGUCGAGCAUGUAUGUCUACUACAGGAGUUAUAAAAGAUAUGUUUGUUUGGGGCCUGGCUAUGGAUUAUUACAAAUUAACAAAUGUUUCUUUGCAACCAUCAGAUACAAUUUCUAAAUCUAUAUGUGUUGGAUGUGAAGAUAUGCUGACAAAGUGUAUACAAUUUAAGAGGCAAUGUGAAAAAUCGGAUUAUUUAUUAAAUGACAUAUCAAAGAAAAAGUUAACUUCAUUGACAGAAGAAGUAGUUCUGUUUCCUAAGGAUACUGGUGAUAAUGAAAUAAAAUUUAGAUUUGAUGAAAACAAAAUAACAUAUAUGAUAACAGCACCAAAUAUGGAAGAGAAGCUUAUGUACCCUUGUCCCUACUCUUGUAAUGAGACCUUUCUAAAACAAUCCCUCUUAUCUAUGCAUUUUGUUAAAUCACAUAAUAAAAAUCCUGAUUUUGCAGUUGAAAUACAGUUCUAUUGCUCACAUGCAGAUUGUGUUUACCAUAUAGAAAACAAAAAGUAUUUUUCCAAAAGAAAACAGUUGAAUCAACAUUACAGUAAAGUUCACAAAGACAAAAUUCUCUGUGGACAUUGUAAUCUCAAGUUUUCAAAGGAUAUAGACUAUAAACAUCAUUUGAAAUCCUGUAACUUCCUCCACUGGUGUCAGGUUUGUGAUAAGAAAUAUGUGACAGAUGAAAGGCUAAUGGUCCAUCUGAUGCGAAACCAUCCAGAAUUUCACAAAAGAUACAAGAGAGAAAAGGCAGAAAAGCGAAAGUCCGAAGCUCAGAGUUUGCAAAAGAAAGCGAAAAAAGCAGAGGAAGAAGAUUUGAUACUGAAACGCUCCUCCGCUACACAGACCCUUGAGAAAAUUAAAAACAAUGUCUUGUUGUCGUGGCAAUCUGAUAGUGAGGCGAAAACAGAUGAGAUCUCAACUCAGACAGUUUUUGAUGAGUCACUUAAGUCUCAAACUAGUGAAGACGAAUCUCUAUGUGGUUCGUUAACAUUAUCAGAAUUUGGCUUAACAAAAGUGAAAGAUAGAAAUGAAUCCUCUGACCUAAGUACUAAGAAAACUCAAACCUGUGAUUGUCUAUAUGAUUCUUCAAGCAGAGUACACGAAAAGGUCUCAAAUGAAUGUAUAUCAACUGAAACACAGACAUUGGAUUUAGAUGACUUUUCAAACUUUAAUUCAGCUGAAACACAAACGUCAUUUGAUGAAGAUAAUAUAUGUAAUUUUUUUAUUCCUGAGUAUAACACUGAAUGCAAGAAGCCUUCAUAAAACAAAAAAAAUGCAGAUCACAACUGGGCUUAUCACAUAGCUAUAUUUGUUUUAUUGACAAUUGGCUGAUGAUGAUGAUUAGAAGGAUAUAAUUGCGUGUUCACAUAACAUUAUGCUCCGUACUUAUGUUUGCCUAUAGUAAAACACGCAUUACCCCAUUGCAAUUGACUAUUGAUCUAGUUAUUAGGGUAGGAAAUUAAAUACUCCAAUAACGGCUGGAUUCACUAUAAUUUACUUCACUUGACUUUAUGUAAAAUGUAUAACUUCAGACUUAUAGUAGAAGGAAUUGCCCGUGCGCUUUUUUUUGUAAGGAAUCUCGCUGUUGGCCUAAAGGGCCUUUACCUGUGAGACUCGAACCUCGGCUUGGGCCGUCGCGGGGGGGUCAAUCGCCUAAAGAGCAGGACGGAAGCUUACUGGAGUGAGCGAAGUACGAAGUAAAGGUCCUAGCCUUCCCCGGCGAAAGCUGAUUUUUACCCUAGUCUGAUUCUUAAUUACUCCAGUCUGAUGUUUAUGCCCGUGCGCAUGUGUCAACCACUUUUAUAAUCUCAUCCCUACUCCGACUCGACCAUCCAACUUCGGGGAGAUGUUUGUGUCAAUUCGUAACAAUUCGUAAACAAACGAUCGAGUCAAAUGAGCGACUAUUACACAUUGUAACUUUUUCUAAGUAAUAACUUAGAAAAUAGUAAGGAGGCUCACUUGAUGUUAAGUGAUACCGCCGCCCAUCGACACUCUCACUGUCAGAGGGCUCGCGAGUGCGUUGCUGGUCUUUAUUUAACUUCAAGUCUUCGAUAGACAUCAAAUACCUAGAUCUCCCCUACUUUAUAAAAGUUUAUAGGAACAUUAUUCGAACUAUGUUACAUAUUCUUUCAGAUUGUUAUUAUUAGGUAUACACUAGUAGCAAAAUGCUGAUGUUAUUAUGAUUAAUAUUUACCAUCUAAUUUAUUAAAAGAAUUCAUUGAAUAGCUCAGGAAAACAUUCUCUGGGAUUUUAGUUUAGUGCAUGACCUCAAAGACGCUUGUUUUCAUUUUAUUUAAAUAUAUUAAUGUCUUGCACAUUAUAAUAUAAUUUUGUGUUUCUAUUAGAUUAUAAGAUUAGUUCCUCUUCGUCUGUCUUUAAAAAAGUGUUAGUAUAAGGAUUAUUCAGCGUUCAUCAGAUGUUCUUAAGAAUUCUGAACAUUUUGUCCUCAGUUAUACAAUAUCUUUAAUAA
Molecule: messenger RNA, 2585 nt
Organism: Pieris rapae (cabbage white)
Lineage: Eukaryota; Metazoa; Arthropoda; Insecta; Lepidoptera; Pieridae
Exons: 3
Coding region: 65-1378 (437 amino acids)
Biological process (GO): regulation of transcription by RNA polymerase II
Cellular component (GO): nucleus
Molecular function (GO): zinc ion binding; transcription cis-regulatory region binding; DNA-binding transcription factor activity, RNA polymerase II-specific
Source: RefSeq, a predicted model, not a curated record